Homalodisca vitripennis (glassy-winged sharpshooter) is the source of this 3565-nucleotide messenger RNA. RefSeq lists its product as uncharacterized. The record is from RefSeq and is a predicted model, not a curated record. Gene Ontology annotation, molecular function: protein binding. The transcript has 2 exons. NCBI's taxonomy places the organism in Eukaryota, Metazoa, Arthropoda, Insecta, Hemiptera, Cicadellidae. Bases 94 to 1524 code for a protein of 476 amino acids.
GUGUUGGUGCCUCGUGGCUAAAAACGCCAGUUGGGGCCUAGCUGCAGGGAAAAGAUCAGCUCCAACUCAAAGUUCGUGUGGGAGUCUCCCAAGAUGGAGAGCUUGCCGGGAGAGAUGAUCGCGGAGAUCGGUCGUUACCUUUCAGUGGCAGACCUGGCAGCUUGUAGUGCCACCUGCCGGACUUGGCGGGAGAAGUUCAACGACGACCGGAUAUGGCGGAGGCGCUGCACCCUCCGACUCGCGGAGUAUCUUGAGAACACUGACACCACAGUCUCGCCCGACUUGCAGCUCACUGAACACGAUUCGCUCAGUCCGUUAUCUAUGUGGCAUGCAAGGUUUAUACGAGAGAAUCAUCUCUGGAACAACUGGCGUGAAGGAUACUACAAAGUUCAUCAAAUGGCCUGUAUUUAUAAAGGAAAAAUCCAUACAAAAUUUUAUAAAAAUGACUACGUGGUUAUGGUUCUGAUUAAUAAAGUAAAAGUAUGGGAUGUCAGGGAUGUGCCAAGUUGUUUGCUGAUGAAUCCUUGUAAACUGGAUCCCGCCUUUGUUGUGGACUACUUCCAGUUUUUAAGUGAAGAUAGAAUCAUUUUUAUGCAAUCAUCAAAGGUGUCCGUGUUCCGUAUGAGUGUAACUUCCAGUCAUUGGCCACUGAUCCACUCAUUCUACUUCGAUGAAAGACUUUCGACUGAAGAUUUUAGUCUGGAUGAUGUUAAAACGCGACGCCCAAGGGAAGAUAGGAUUGUAUCAGUACUAAAAUCUUACUUUUACACUGUUAGUGGUGAAUAUUUCAUUGGGGUCGCUCCAGAAAGUGCGAGGCUUGUACAUAUCUGGAACAUCAAAACUGGAGGAAAAUUAAAAGAAGUAAUUUGUCCAGUUAGUAACCCAGAUUCUUAUUUCACAAAGCUAUAUCAUGCUCAUAAUCCCUCAUCAGAUGUUGUAUUGGUUGCCUUGGAAAAUAUACAAGAAGGAAGAAAUCUGAGAGCAAGAACGCAUUUGUAUGUAUACAACUUGAGUGAGCUGCGUUUUAGAGAUUUCACUCACUGCCUGGCAGGAAGGGGGAGCACAUUACACAAAUGCAUGAUCUACGAACCGUACAUCUUUAUCAAAGAUUAUUUCUUUUUGAGCAUUUAUAAUUAUAAAACAACAAGAUUGAUCGAUAUUAAGCCAGCUGUAAGUAUCCCAAUAGUGUUGAACGGCAACGUUAUUUACGUCACAGGUGGAAAAUUCAUGCAAUUUAAUGUCUCAACAGGACAAACAAACCAACUCUCAACUUUUAAUGCUCACCCAAGUUUUACCGUUGCUUGUGACAGAUUCAUAACACAAUAUCGCAGUUCUGGUCAAGACUUUGAAGUAUUGGAAGUUAGUAGUAGAGAGAUGCGAUAUGAGUUCAGCAUCCAACCAAACAAUUCCUAUUGGCUCUCUACGAGAAUGGCAAAAACGAAUGCCAUGUGCACUAAAAAGAUCAUUAUCGAAUUUGAUUUGGAAACAAAUAAGCGCAAAGUCUACAUUAUAAAUUUCUGGUAGAAAAUGUGACCUAUUUUUAUUUUUUAAUAAUUAAAUAUAUAUUGAUAUACAUAUUAAACAAUGUUUUAUAGAUUUAAAAGUGAUAGAAAAUAAAUAAUAAUUAAACCAGGAACCAAUCACCGUACACGUUCGGCACAGAAAAUAAUAACCCUAGAUAGUUUGUUAAAAAGAAGAUAUAAUAAGAGAGAAAACAAGAUAUCAAUACAAUUUUAAUACUUUAAAACAGACAAAUGUACAAAUAUCAUACAGUUACAUUAUUUUAAUGCUGUAAGCGAAUAAUUUAAACUUCAAUAAAUAGUAGAAAUUAAACUAUACUUAAUAUCAAGCAAUAAAUCGAAGUAUAGAUUUUUAUGGUAGUUCUUUAUCACUUAUCUCUACUAACAUUAACUAGCCCAUUACGUUUGACCUUCACAGAAAUUUUAGAAAUACACAAACAGAGCCUGAAUGAGUUAACAAAAGCGUAUGUUUUUUGGACACAUCAACAAUUUUUUCACAAUGUAAAUAACAACUAUAGGAUUGAUCCAAAAGUCACCGUACUCUCAAAAAGUAAUCUAUUAAUCAGAAUAUUUUUUUUAAAUUGAAUAAAUGACAGCUUUCAUUCACUAAGUCUUAAAACAGGCAGGUGCUCAAUAUGUCCACUAUACACACAUUUAAUCUGGUAGAGACUUAGUUGCUCAUUGUGGCGGAGAUUUCUUCUAUGGUAACUUAAUUGUUUAUUUUUUCCUUGCAGAUUUCUUAGAUUGUUUUGGUUUCCCUUCAUCAUCACACGGGGACACAGGUCUGACAUUGUUCUUGGAAUUAUGCUUUCAUCAAAAAAUAUCCCGAAGUAUUUCUAUUGUUACAACUUACGUGUGACAAGUCGCGCCAUCCCGUUGCAGCAAACACACCCGUCUUCUAAUGAAGUGACAAACUGAUUAAUAAUUUCUGAGUAGAAAUUUGGGUUAACAGUGGAAUAAUAAAAUAUUAGUACAGUACCUUUAAAUAUAACAAUUUCACACCACAUUCUCAACCUUUACGGUGGAGUAAGGAUUCAUAAAGCUCACAUCGGCUAUUAUGACUAUUAAUAUUUCCGCUUAAGUGGAACCAAUCUUCAUCUGCAAAAAGCGUAAUAUACGAUUUAUUGGUUUUAUUAUGUUCUACGCAAUCUCUUAAAUCACUUACAGUACUCAACAUACCUCACCCGUUCUGUUUGUUUUAAAUAUUGACUGCCUGUUUUUGUGACUAAGCUUUAGACGAUAAUAGUUCUUUGGCAAGAACUGUGUGAGUGUUGAUUGUUUACAGAAGAAGCUGAACAAUAGUAACAAUCGAUUACAGUUUAGUUGUUAUUUAAAUACUCCUUUAUUUAUAUUUAAUUGUUCAUACGUAGAGAACGGUGACUUUUGAAUUACCCGUUACAAUGCCUUAAAUGUUAAUAUAUUAUUUGUUGUAGAUGUGUUCCAAUAUUUGAGUUUGCAUUUGGAUGUACUUUCUUUUUGGAACAUAAACAGUCUCUGUAUAUCGUAUUUUUAAUUAUAAAUAAUUUUAAAUGUAAAAUUAACUCUGUACGUAGAAAUCGUGUACGUAAAAUAUUAAUAAUUGAUGAUAGUAGAAAUUAGUAUCAGUCUAUUAGACUGAAACUACUUGAAGUUAGUAUUGUAAAAUCAAUGUAAUGUCAUGGACAGGGGCAGACACAGAAGGGUUCUAUUCUUUGCUCCUGUUAUUUAGUUGUUUUAUCUCAGUAUUUGUGAUUUCUAGCAAAACAUAUUUUUGGAACACUGUACUUAAUAAUUUGAACAGUCUAAAUUUCUACUCUGUAUCCGCUCCUGUCCACGAUAUCAUAGAGGAUAACGACAGAUAAGUUAGUGCUCAAAGACAGAGAUUAUACAGUACCAAUUUUAGUGCCUAAAAUACAUGUUAUUGUUUAAGAGUUCCCAUUGUUAAAUUUUUCUUAUCGUGCUAGAGUAAAAAACUGGUGUGUUUUGUCAUUGUGUUUCUAAAUAACCCUUAAGGAAAGUAUAUUUUUUAUGUUUAACUAACAUAAUAAACAUAAUUUUAUCAAUGA